Spea bombifrons (plains spadefoot toad) is the source of this 519-nucleotide messenger RNA. It is a transcript of the gene LYRM4, whose product is annotated as LYR motif containing 4. Lineage: Eukaryota; Metazoa; Chordata; Amphibia; Anura; Pelobatidae. The record is from RefSeq and is a predicted model, not a curated record. Gene Ontology annotation, cellular component: mitochondrion; L-cysteine desulfurase complex. The coding region runs from base 41 to 310 and encodes 89 amino acids. Gene Ontology annotation, biological process: iron-sulfur cluster assembly. The transcript is spliced from 3 exons.
CAUCAUAACUCGCAUAGAAGAACCUUUUCAUUUUUGGAAAAUGGCAUCCUCCAGCCGGUCACAAGUGUUGGCUUUGUACAAGAUCAUGUUAAGAGAGAGCCAGAAGUUCAGCUCCUACAAUUACAGAACUUAUGCCAUCAGAAGGAUAAGAGAUGCUUUCAGGGAGAAGAAAAAUGUACACAAUUUUCAAGAAGUACAGACCUUAGUCCACCGUGCCAAAGAAAACCUGGACGUAAUACGUCGCCAGGUCACCAUUGGUCAGAUCUAUACCACAAACAAAUUGGUAAUUGAAUCAGCAGUGAAACAGUGACUGGAUUCGCAGCCGUAACUUGUAUAUUGCCAUAACCUCUACAUUUUUUGUUGCAUCCAUUUGUAUAACUAAGUUUUUAAAGGCCUUAUUAACAUAGUGAUAAUGAAGGCCCUGUCUUGACCAUUAAGCUUUUACUUGUUUUCCCAAAAAAAUGUAAUUGAGCAAUCGAAAUGAAUUUACUGUAUUAAUAAACUAAAUAAAAUUCUAAA